Molecule: messenger RNA, 4909 nt
Organism: Sciurus carolinensis (gray squirrel)
Lineage: Eukaryota; Metazoa; Chordata; Mammalia; Rodentia; Sciuridae
Gene: Nbr1
Product: NBR1 autophagy cargo receptor
Exons: 23
Coding region: 634-3561 (975 amino acids)
Biological process (GO): macroautophagy
Cellular component (GO): phagophore assembly site
Molecular function (GO): zinc ion binding; ubiquitin binding
Source: RefSeq, a predicted model, not a curated record
AAUUACGGUGCAAGUGUCGGAAUCGUCAUAUAAGUCCCGAAUAAGAGCGCAACAUAGUACCCAAAGCAGUUGCAAGAAGAGGCUCCAUUGCCCCCUCGCCUUCCACUGCAAUGGAAGUCUUCAGUUUAGGUAAAUAAAAGGAUAGUGGGGUUGGGGGUAGGACUGCGAUUUCCAGCAUGCAUUGCGGAACGAAAGGCCUUCGCCACAGUGUUUCUUGGAAACUGUAGUCUCAUGAAGAGGAGCUUCCGACACCGGAAGCGGACACGACUCUUAAAGCAACCCUGUCGGUAGAUUGGAGACCUCUUCGCGGUUAUGUACAUCAACAACUAUGGAUUGGAGUGUUGUGUUUUUCGCGUCUUGCGAUCGGAGACUAGGCUAAAAAUUAGAAAGACUACAAUUCCCAUCAGCCCCGCGAGUCUCGGCAAGUAGUUCUGUAAGACUCUUACUAAGUUGUCCAGGCUAGCCUGGAACUUGGAUCGCCCUGCCUCUGCCUCCAGAUUAGCUGAGAUUACAGGCAUGUGUCACCACAUCCCGGAAUAGGCAGUUCUUUAUGAAGACCUGGAUGUUGUCCAGUUGAACUAGAAUCUCUGACUUCCUGUUUUCUCCUGUUGGCAAACCAGCUGGCCCCACAGGAUGGAACCACAGGUUACUCUAAAUGUGACUUUUAAAAAGGAAACUCAAAGCUUUCUGGUUUCGGAUCCAGAAAAUACAACUUGGGCUGAUGUUGAAGCUAUGGUAAAAGUUUCAUUUGACCUGAAUACUAUUCAAAUAAAAUACCUAGAUGAAGAAAAUGAAAAGGUAUCCAUUAACAGUCAAGGAGAAUAUGAAGAAGCACUUAAGAUGGCAGUUAAGCAGGGAAACCAACUGCAGAUGCAAGUCCAUGAAGGGCAUCAUGAUGUUGAUGAAACCCCACUCCCAGUUGUAGCAGAAAAACGAGUAGCUGCCAGGACAGGGAGGAAGCCACUUGCACAUUAUUCUUCACUGGUGAGAGUCUUGGGAUCAGACAUGAAGACCCCAGAGGAGCCUGCAGCCCAGCCAUUUCCACUUACUCCAUGUGACAAAGACCAGCCUCAAGACAAGCCCCCAGACUGGUUCACAAGCUACCUGGAAACAUUCAGAGAGCAAGUGGUUAAAGAAACAGUUGAGAAGCUUGAACAGAAAUUACAUGAGAAGCUUGUCCUCCAUAACCCACCUCCGGGUUCCUGUCCCUCAGAAGUCUCAAUGCCUAUUUCAGAGGAAACACUGUUUCUGCCAGAAAACCAGUUCAGCUGGCAUAUUGCUUGCAGUAACUGCCAAAGGAGGAUCGUUGGUGUGCGCUACCAGUGUAGCCUCUGCCCAUCUUACAACAUCUGUGAAGAUUGUGAAGCAGGACUAUAUGCCCAUGAUUCUAACCAUGUCCUACUGAAGUUGCGGAGACCUGUUGUGAGUUCCUCUGAACCAUUUUCUCAGUCAAAGUACUCUACUCCUCGUCUUCCUGCUGCUCUGGAACAAGUCAGGCUCCAGAAACAGGUUGAUAAGAAUUUUCUUAAAGCAGAAAAGCAGAGAUUGCGAGCUGAGAAGAAACAGCGUAAAGCAGAGGUUAAAGAACUCAAAAAGCAGCUUAAACUUCACAGGAAGAUUCAUCUUUGGAAUUCCAUCCAUGGACUGCAGAGCCCCAAGUCCUCUUUGGGCCGACCUGAGAGCUUGCUGCAGUCUAACACCCUGAUGCUUCCUUUACAGCCCUGUGCCCCAGUUAUGCCAACACUCAGUGCAGCAUUUGUGGAUGAGAAUUUGCCUGAUGGGACUCACCUUCAGCCAGGAACCAAGUUUAUAAAACACUGGAGGAUGAAAAACACGGGAAAUGUAAAGUGGAGUGCAGACACAAAGCUCAAGUUCAUGUGGGGAAACUUGACUUUGGCUUCUACAGAAAAGAAGGAUGUUUUGGUUCCCUGCCUAAAGGCAGGCCAUGUGGGAGUUGUGUCUGUGGAGUUCAUUGCCCCAACCUUGGAGGGAACAUACACUUCCCAUUGGCGUCUUUCUCACAAAGGCCAGCAGUUUGGGCCUCGAGUCUGGUGCAGUAUCAUAGUGGAUCCUUUCCCUUCUGCAGAGAGCCCUGAUAACAUUGAAAGGGGCCUGGUCAGCUCAAGCAAAGCUGAUGAUCUCACCUGCCAGCAAGAGGUUCUUCUGGCUAAAGAAGAAAUUCCACUGGGUAAAGUGACUGAGCAGACAGAAGGAACAGGAACCUGCAUCGUACAGAAGACAAAAAAUGUUUCCAGCGAGAGAGAGCUCUACAUUCCAUCUGUGGACCUUCUGACUGCACAGGACCUGCUGUCUUUUGAGCUGUUGGACAUAAACAUUGUUCAGGAGUUGGAGAGAGUACCUCACAACACACCUGUGGAUAUGACUCCCUGCAUGUCUCCUCUGCCACAUGACAGUCCUUUAAUAGAGAAGCCAGGCUUGGGGCAGAUACAGGAAGAAAGUGAAGGGGCGGGAUUUAAAGCACUUCCUGAUUCCACAGUAUCUGCAAAGAGGAAAGCGGAGAACAUUGCUUCAGUGGAGGAAGCAGAAGAAGACCUGAGUGGGACCCAGUUUGUGUGUGAGACUGUAAUCCGAUCCCUUACCUUGGAUGCUGCCCCAGACCACAACCCACCUUGCAGACAGAAGUCCCUGCAAAGGACAGAAUUACAGCUGCAUACCACAGAGGAACAGCACCCAGUUGUUUUGCCUGGAUUCUGCAGAAAGGAGUCUUCCUUGAAGUUUGCCUUGCCUGAAGAAGGACCACUUGGAGAUGAGAGGGAGGAGAUUGUCAUGGAGGAGGAGGAAGAGGAGGAACUCAAAGAUGAAGUUCAGAGUCAGUCCUCUACUUCCUCAGAGGAUUAUAUCAUCAUCCUACCUGAGUGUUUUGAUACCAGCCGCCCCCUGGGGGACUCCAUGUACAGCUCUGCACUCUCACAGCCAGGCCUGGAGCGGGGGGCUGAAGGCGAGCCUGGGGUUGAGGCUGGACAGGAACCAGCAGAGGCUGAGGAGAGACUUCCUGGAGAGGAGAACCAGCCACAGGAGCACAGCAUCAGUGACAUCCUCACAACCUCACAGACUCUGGAAACAGUGCCCCUAAUCCCAGAGGUAGUGGGCCUCCCACCACCACUGCCCAGGAGCCCUCCUUGUGUACAACAUGGUUCCCCAGGAAUGGCUUUACCAGUUACCAUACCAGAAGUUUCUUCAGUCCCUGACCAGAUCAGAGGAGAGCCCAGAGGCUCAUCAGGACUUGUAAACAGCAGACAGAAGAGCUAUGACCACUCAAGGAACCACCAUGGGAGCAGCAUUGCUGGAGGACUGGUGAAAGGGGCUUUGUCUGUUGCUGCCUCUGCGUACAAGGCCCUAUUUUCUGGGCCACCAGUCACUGCACAGCCAAUAGUUUCUGAAGACCAGACAGCAGCCCUGAUGGCCCAUCUCUUUGAAAUGGGAUUCUGUGACAGGCAGCUGAACCUAAGGCUGUUGAAGAAACACAAUUACAACAUCCUGCAGGUUGUGACAGAACUCCUUCAGGUCAACAACAAUGACUGGUACAGCCACCGCUAUUGAGGAGUGACUUUGUAUUAAAUAACUGCCUGCUGCUCAGAGAUGAUCUUUAUUCUUUCAUUGGGGUGUGGGGUAAAAGCCCUUGCUUGUUUUUUAAUCUGAUGAAUCUGUAUAGAGACCAUCAUUGAAUUGUCAAGACAAUACCCAUUUCAAUAUAUUUUGGAGCAAAUCAAAGUUCAGAACUUAAAUUUUCACUUUAGGAAUUGGAUGAAUAGUAGGAAGCCAGUUUUUCAAUUGAUUGGGAUAAAAUUCCCUUCUCCAUUUCAGUGCAUCGAAGAGUGUAAUUUGAACUUCCUAUAGAGCCUUUUUUUUUCCUGCUUGUACUGAAGUUGAAGAUUUUUGUUUGGUUCAUGUGAAUGUUUUUAAUGGGGAUAUCUGUUGUCAGUUUUUUAAACUGGAAGUUGUUUUCAAGAACUAUUCUUAUAAUUUCUGUAACCAACCCCAAGCCUCAGUAACUAUGUGGCAUUGAAAGGACACAAGCAUGAUAGAAAUAUUGCUACUCUUCCUUUCUCAAGGAGAAAGUUAUUUCCCUGCAAGAAUUAUUAGUAAAUGACACUGUUGCUUUCUGAGGACCACAUUGGUGUGUUUGAGUAUACACCUUUCAGGAAUCUCAUGAAAGGAGGGAAGAGUGUGCUAGUUAAUCCACCAGCACCUAGUGAGCAGUGUCUAUUAUAGUAAUUUUGCAUAUAUUUUUCUUUUAUUUAAGGAGAAAAAAGUAGUGUGAAAUAUUUUGCUAGUCUUAUAGGGAAGGAAACUACCCCCUGUGUUACUUAAAGGGAAAAGUCAGUUUAACAGUUACCUUUUUCUUAAUGUCAGGACAGAUCUUAUUUUACAGUAGAAUAAGGGAAGUGGAAACAGGUGGAAGGCAGGUGCCUGUGUUAAUCUCAGUAAAGUUCAGGAUUGGGCAAGUGGGUGUGGUGGGGCAAAUAGGAUAUGCUGAUGACUUCUUGAAUGUUUGAAAUUCUUUCAAAGGUUAUCUAAAACAGGAAGUAGUGGUUGGUGUUUAGCAAAACCUAGAUGGGGCAAACUCACUGAAAAAGUUGGAUUUAACCCCAGGUUGAGUGGGAAAGAGCUUGCUCCCAGGGACCCAGGUGCUCAUUCUGUUUAUAGAAGGGAGUCAUGGGAACAGUUAGUGAAGGAAGAGGUAACAAAAUGCUAAAGAUUUUUCAUGAAAAUAACUUCCUGAAAAGGAAAAAUCUGAACCCCAACUCUAAGGGGUAAGGAUAGUUAAAAUAGUAUUAUUUAACCUGGUUGGUAUUUAUAAUGAAUGGCAAUUUUAAUUAGUCAUGAUGAUGUUUAUUUACAGUAUAACUCUUGAAUGCUACUUAAUAAACCAGAAUUCAGACUACAA